AUGCUCCGCCAUCAAAUAAACCCAUUAUCAUGGGCCGACACGUUUCUCCGGGCUCUCAUCCCGAGUUUCAUAGCCGACGCCAUCUUCUCCGACCAUAGGAAAGCAACCCGAUUACACCCAACUUCGUACCUCGAUGGCCUGCGUGGAAUAGCCUCCGUGCUCGUCUUCUUCUGCCACUACACCGAAGACAACUACCGCUCUCUAACACGCUCCUACGGCGUCGGCGACAAGGACCGCCCGGAAACGGCCACGACAGGAUGGAUCCAGCUGCCCUUUUUACGCAUCAUCUUCUCGGGCCGGCCAAUGGUGCAUAUCUUCUUCGUCAUCUCCGGCUUCGUUCUCUCCUAUAAACCCAUCAAAUCCAUCCACGCCCGCGACCUCGACAAGUGCUACACGGCGCUCUCAUCGUCCACCUUCCGCCGAGCUUUUAGGUUGUUUGGCCCCUGCGUGGCCUCAGCCUUCAUGAUCAUGUGUCUGCAGCAGCUGGACCUCUACCCGGGAAGAAACCCGCGCGACACGUGGGCCGAGCAGCUGAUGGCCUGGAAGCGCGUCGUCUUCACGCAGAUCACCUGGCCGUGGGCCUGGGACAAGGACAUGAUGCCCGGGUACGACAUCCACCUGUGGACGAUCCCGAUCGAGUUUGCCCACUCGAUGCUGCUGUUUAUGGUGAUCCUCAUGCUGGCGCGCACCAAGCUGCGCAUCAGGCAGAUGGCGGUCCUCGGGUUGAUGGGGUACUGCCUCAGCUGCGGCAAGUGGGCCGGGUUUGAGUUCCUGGCCGGCUUGUUCCUCGCCGAGGUGCAUGUGCUCAAGAGCGCGAGGGAGCAGCAAAGCAAGGAGUGGGAGAGCGUGGCGCAGGAGGAGGAGGAUGAUGAUUUGAACAAGUAUGGUCAUCGGGAGGUUAGGCAGGGAGGCGGUUUCGUCAGCCUGUCCACGCUGAAGACCAUCUUUUGUAUCGGGCUGGUUAUCCUGGGACUGUUUGUUGGCGGUUGGCCUAACCACGAGGCGGACAAGACGCCGGGGAUUAGGUGGUUCCUUGCAAAGACGCCGAUGCCGUUCGCAAAAAUGGACCAUCUCGCCCCGCAAAAGUUCUGGUUCGGUCUUUGCGCCGUAGGAACCGUCUGGGCUGUCGGAGAACUUCCGCUCCUCAUACGGCUUUUCGAGGGUUCGCUGGCGCAGUACUGUGGACGCAUCAGCUAUGCGAUCUACAUCUGCCACGGACCGGUGCUAGGGCUCUUCCAGAACUACGUUAUGGGCAGCCAGUUCGUGCCUGCUCAGGGCGAACUUGGAAAGGAUGGUUACAAAGUGGCUGUUGAGGCGCACGGGAUCAAGGGGAUGACGGGCAUGGAGAAUACGACGCAAAAGACGACGGGCUGGUUCUUGGGAUUGUGCGUGCUUGGGCCCGUUGUCGUGUGGGCGGCUGAUGUCUUCAUGAGAGCGAUUGAUGAGCCUAUUGUUCGGAUAGCAAGGAAGAUGGAAAACGUGUGUUUGGACAGGGAAGCUCAGCCAGAACAGCGACCGGGUGGGAGACGGCUGGAGCCGGGAUAUUCGGCGGCCGCAUGA
Molecule: messenger RNA, 1560 nt
Organism: Sordaria macrospora k-hell
Lineage: Eukaryota; Fungi; Ascomycota; Sordariomycetes; Sordariales; Sordariaceae
Biological process (GO): polysaccharide biosynthetic process
Cellular component (GO): membrane
Molecular function (GO): acyltransferase activity, transferring groups other than amino-acyl groups
Source: RefSeq, a predicted model, not a curated record